Molecule: messenger RNA, 2369 nt
Organism: Electrophorus electricus (electric eel)
Lineage: Eukaryota; Metazoa; Chordata; Actinopteri; Gymnotiformes; Gymnotidae
Source: RefSeq, a predicted model, not a curated record
AUGGGUCAUAAUGGAAACGCAUUCUACGCCUUACGGAGCUGUCACCAAGUGCUCUUCGGCGAAAGCGGUGAAUUCUUCUCGCCUGACUACCUGUGUUCCAGUCCUGCCCUCUGGUGCAACUGGACUGUGCAGGUCCCUCGUGGGAAACGUGUGCAGCUGUACCUGGAGGACCUGACGCCGAUGUACGCCUGUCACCUGAAGACGGACCAGAUCCACCUGGACGAGUCUCCGGUGGCCGCUGGCGAGAGCCGGAUCCUGGAGCGAUGCUGGGGGAAGGCCAGAUACACGUCCAUCACGAACACAGUCCACGUGGUGCAGCUGAUUGGGCCGAACCCCAGCCCACCUCACAGGGGGUUUUAUGGGCGGUUCUGGGCUUUCGGGCUGCCGGAAACCUUUGCUGAGACCCCCGCUGUUAGUCGGACCAGUGUAACUGAGGUGAUGCAGGAGGAAGAAGAAAUGGAAAUUGAGGAGACAAAGGAUUCCAGCCAUGAAAUCUCUACCAGUAAACCACCUCUGCCAGUGGAGAAAGUAGACAGUUCUCUUUCUAAACCUUUGGAGGUCAGCCAUGAUAUUAAUUCUUGGACCAAUGAGCUUGCUGCCACCACUACAGGACCAUGGGAGAAGAAUUUUGGCGAGAUCCGAAGAACAAGGGGCGGAGCUGAGAACCAAGAUGGAGCUUCCCCAAGUGCUUUACAUCAUAAUGAGUUUGCUUUCAUGGAAUCUGUUUCUAUGACAACUGGAGCACAAGGUGGGAUAACUGCGGAUGAGUAUAAACAAUUCUCCCCUGACGGGACGAACAAUGCGUCUCACACUUCAGCUCCGACUUACAUGCGUACACAUGCGUACACCAUCGCCAUGACCACAUCCACAUCCACAAGUACCACACGCGUGCCGACCACUGAGGAGGCCAACCUGGUUCUUACAAGCCCUUCUACUGUGUCCACUGCCACAUACAAAAAUGAGGUCACACACACUGGUGAUGAUCCAGCUGGAGCCAAAAUGGAGUCCAGGCCAGGGAUGGAGGAAGGCGAUGAUGCGCUUCCUGUGGAGAUGCUGUUGGCUAGCAGUGGUGGUACAUUUCAGACUGGUGCUAAAGAGCGUGAUGGGAGCUAUGGUGAGACCAGGCCUUAUUCAUCAAUGACGCCCAAACCCUCCCACAGACUCAAAGGGAAAGCUCAUCCAGUCCAAACUGUCAAAAAUCCACCUGAAUCUCCACACCUUCCAGGGGGUCUCUUGCUGGAGGUCGGCAUGGAGAUUGGUCUGGACCACACCCAAGCAGAUGGCUGGGAUCAGAUUAGGAACUCCUUCAGAGGCACAGUCGAGACCAUGAUUCAGAAAGAACUGGAAGAUCUCACCCUGAGGAGUGUUUCUCUGAAAAGAGCUAAAAAGUAUGUAUGUAGACUCAGAAUGGUUUACACUGAAGAUGGACAGUUGGCGCUUGAAUUUGAAGCACCGAUUCACUCUCCCUGGAUCGACACAGAGUUCAAUUUAGGAGUGUUUGUCUGGUUGAGUGCGGGGGCCUUGUUUAUUGCAUGGGUGCAGCUUGGGGAAAAUGAUGAGGUGAGCCGCACACUCGGGGUUCUACAUUCCACCCUGCAGGGGCUGAGGGGGCGGAGCAUCAGCCCUCACAACAAGAGUCACGGCAUCGUCGUCUCUGUCUCUGUAGAAGACAUCGAUGAGUGUGAGACACAGCUGGUCAUGUGUGAUGUUCAUGCGGAUUGCGUGAACGAGUUUGGCUCCUACUCCUGCCACUGUCACCAUGGUUACAGCCCUGGGCUGGGCGGAGCUGUGUGUGUGGAAGCAGCAGGGCGGGAGUGCAUCAGGGCUACAGUUCCCAUGCUCCUCUACAUCAUCUGUUUCCUGCUUUGCUUCCUGCUUGCUCUGCUGCUGGUGGUCCUGUGUGUGCUGUACCGCCGCUACCACCGGGGGGCGUUCCUCCCUCGCUGCCAACACGGCAGUAUCUGCAGCGACACUGCAGUGGCCAAUGAUGUCAACAACAAUCGUUGGGGACGUGGUCAUAAAAGUAGCGCGUCGCCCAUCCCUCCCCCGCCGCCCAGUCGACUGACGAAAAGCACGUGCCCGGCUCCAGACCUUCCCCUGCUGAAAUUCAGCACUCUGGUGCCCUCUGGAGGAUUUGAGGACAAACUGCAAAGUGAGAGACACUAGCUUUGAGCUGGGGCUCCUCUCCCCUGUCUGUGGACAUGGCUGCUCGUUGAACUGCACUGAAAUGGAGGACGGAUGCACUUGAAUUAUUUUUUUUCUUGUUUAGUGAUUUGGAUUUGUUAAGGGGCUGGCCUUUUCAAAAAAAAAAGUGUUGUGGUUGUUGGUUACAGUUUUGUCAUGGCAUUGUCACUUUUAUGCUGUGUGGG